This is a messenger RNA of Aspergillus ibericus CBS 121593, 1197 nucleotides long. RefSeq lists its product as uncharacterized. The record is from RefSeq and is a predicted model, not a curated record. The transcript has 3 exons. Bases 115 to 1026 code for a protein of 303 amino acids. NCBI's taxonomy places the organism in Eukaryota, Fungi, Ascomycota, Eurotiomycetes, Eurotiales, Aspergillaceae.
GCAUCAUUCCCUCCGAACCCUAUAUAUUCCUAGUGUCUGCGCAAUUCUUCACCCAAUUUCAUUGAUUCUAUCAACUCCCUAACCAUCCUCUCUAUCCGUCUACUGAGAAGCAACAUGCACCUCCAUUCCUCCCUCCUCACCACCCUUGCCCUCACGGCAAGCGACACCCUCGCAUCCGCCUCCCUCCCCGUCCGCACCGUCUACCAAUUCUCCUCCAACGACACCUGGCUCGAGAACCUCGCCGUCCGAUCCAACGGCAUCAUCCUCGCCACCGAGAUCGGCCCCCCCGCCAGCCUCCUCGCCUUCGAUCCGCGCUCUCCAAACCCAAAGAAGAACGUCCUGCAUACCUUCAACAGCGUCCUCGGCCUUUCCGGCAUCACUGAAGCAGCCCACGACAUCUUCUACGUUACCGGCGCGAACACCACCUCCGCCAAUAUCGGGGACCCGCCCGCAAACGCCACACACGUCUGGCGGGUGGAUUUCACCACCGGCACUGACACCAACCCUAAUAUUACCCUCAUUGCGCGCCCCACGGCCCCGACGGGAUUCAAUGGCUUAGCGGCGUUUAAUGAGACGAUUGUUCUGGCGUCGACGUCAUAUCAGGAUUCGAUUUUCGCGAUCGAUAACCACGACCGGACUAUCAAUGGAUUGAAAGUGAAAGAUGGGUUCGUGUAUUGGACUGCCGGGGCUGACUUUUGCAGAGCACCCCUAUAUGAGAAUGUCACGGCCGGGGCGGGUGAGGUGAUUGCCAAGGGCACCUCGUUUGAUGAUUUUGCCGUGUCGCCGGAUGGGUUCCGUGCGGGCAGUGGUCGGAAGUUUGCGUAUGCGGCGACGGCAGCGCAGAACUCGGUCAUGCAGAUUAGUUUUGAUUUGAAUGGGGGAAGCAAUCAAACUGAGGUGGUUGCGGGGGAUGGGGAAGUGAAUGUGUUGUAUGCCACGACGGGUGGGGGUAGUGGAGUGGCGGUUGAUGUGAAUGGCACUGAUGUUGCUGUUGGGGCGCAGUUGUUGGCGAUCCGGUUGGAUUAGGGCUGAGCUGGAUGCUGCGAAGGGAGUGUGGGAGGUGACCCAUGACUAGUUUUGUAUGAUAGGAGAUAAGGCGGACGACGACAAUUGUACUAUCAGAUCUAAGGCAGAAUCGUGGACUUCUGUAGGAGUUCCAGACUACUAUUGCUACAUGAUACUGCUGGCUUUUUGCAU